AUGGAGGCGGCCAAGAUGGCGUCUCCCAAGAGCGCCCCUAAAGACGCGCAGGUGAUGGCGCAGAUCCUCAAAGACAUGGGAAUCACAGAGUACGAGCCGCGUGUCAUCAACCAGAUGCUGGAGUUCGCCUACAGAUACGUGACCACCAUCCUGGAGGACGCCAAGAUCUACUCGAGCCACGCCAAGAAGUCGAGCGUGGACGCGGACGACGUGCGCCUGGCGAUCCAGUGCCGCACUGACCAGUCCUUCACAUCGCCCCCGCCCCGGGACUUCCUGCUGGACAUUGCCCGGCAGAAGAACCAGACGCCACUGCCACUGAUCAAGCCGUACUCGGGCCCGCGGCUGCCGCCCGACAGGUACUGCCUGACCGCCCCCAACUACCGCCUCAAAUCCCUGCAGAAGAAGGUCUCAUCCACAGCAGGGAGAAUCACAGUCCCUCGCCUGAGCGUGGGCGCCGUGAGCAGCAGACCCAGCACUCCCACUUUGGGCACCCCCUCAGCUCAGACCAUGUCGGUGUCUGCCAAGGUGGGAGCGCCGGUGUCGCUGGCGGGGCAGCGCUUCACUGUCCAGAUCCCGUCCUCACAGCCCGCUGGCAAGUCAGCCACUCCCACCACUCCCACGGUGCAGAACGUCCUGAUCAACCCAUCCCUCAUCGGCCCCAAGAACAUCCUGAUCACCACCAACAUGGUCCAGCCCGGCGCCGCCGACCCCAACCCGCUCAAGAGGAAGCACGAGGACGACGACGACUACGAUGCCUUGUGAGGGCCCCCAGCCCCUCCCGUGGGAUUCAUGGAGCCAUUCCCAUGGGAUUCAUGGAGCCAUUCCCAUGGGAUUCAUGGAGCCAUUCCCGUGGGAUUCAUGGAGCCAUUCCCGUGGGAUUCAUGGAGCCAUUCCCGUGGGAUUCAUGGAGCCAUUCCCGUGGGAUUCACAAGGACUCCAGAGGGUGGGAAUGGGCAGGAAGGCCCCGUUUGGGCCUCGGGAGUGUGGAAAUAAAGAGGAGAGUGUUUGUAA
Messenger RNA from Pseudopodoces humilis (Tibetan ground-tit), 1011 nucleotides. It is a transcript of the gene TAF9B, whose product is annotated as TATA-box binding protein associated factor 9b. NCBI's taxonomy places the organism in Eukaryota, Metazoa, Chordata, Aves, Passeriformes, Paridae. Gene Ontology annotation, cellular component: transcription factor TFIID complex; SAGA complex. Gene Ontology annotation, molecular function: RNA polymerase II general transcription initiation factor activity; transcription coactivator activity; protein heterodimerization activity. Gene Ontology annotation, biological process: RNA polymerase II preinitiation complex assembly; DNA-templated transcription initiation. The record is from RefSeq and is a predicted model, not a curated record.